Molecule: messenger RNA, 288 nt
Organism: Hibiscus syriacus
Lineage: Eukaryota; Viridiplantae; Streptophyta; Magnoliopsida; Malvales; Malvaceae
Exons: 1
Coding region: 16-270 (84 amino acids)
Source: RefSeq, a predicted model, not a curated record
UUUGUAUAAACUACAAUGGGUAUAUAUUUUGUUGUGUUUGCGGCAGAUAAGAAGGUGAUUCAUUCAAGUGGAGUGAAGCAGAUGGGGGGAAGCCAUGCACAUGGGCAUGACGAACCAUAUUACCUUCAUGCUAAGCAUAUGUACAACCUGGAUAGGAUGAAAAAUCAAAAGCUGAAGAUGUCUCUUGGUGUUUUCACAGCCUUUAGCAUUGAUGUUAUCGUUCCCGUAUAUGCCGUAAUUUUUCAGCAGAAAAAGACUGCAUCUGGCUGAAAUCUGGUGAUAGGAUGG